Pseudoliparis swirei is the source of this 584-nucleotide messenger RNA. RefSeq names its product heat shock protein, alpha-crystallin-related, b11 (gene hspb11). Gene Ontology annotation, cellular component: cilium; centrosome; intraciliary transport particle B. Gene Ontology annotation, biological process: intraciliary transport. The transcript is spliced from 5 exons. The record is from RefSeq and is a predicted model, not a curated record. Lineage: Eukaryota; Metazoa; Chordata; Actinopteri; Perciformes; Liparidae. The coding region runs from base 138 to 551 and encodes 137 amino acids.
CUCGGCGGUCGCGUUGGCAGCAGUAACUUCUCCAAGACCGUAAACAAAAUAGACGCUGGUGUCUUGUUGUCGAAACCGCUGCUAUUUAUUUGUUUUAACCGGAAAUCACAAUCGUUGUCGUGUGUUGGACAUUGAAAAUGAUCGAUUCCUCUUUAAGUUCUGCGGGUGCCAAAGUUGUCGUCGCUUCUUCCAGCGAUGAGAAUCACCCGCCGGAAAACAUCACCGACGGAAACACGAACACGUGUUGGAUGUCCACCGGAAUGUUUCCUCAAGAGGUCAUCAUUCGCUUCGCGGACUCCACGCACGUGUCCGCAGUGACAGUCGACAGCUAUAAUGUCAAGCAUCUAAAGAUAGAAAAGAACUCCUCACAAAAUGUCUCUGAAUUUGAGCCCGUUACAGAGCAAGAAUUUAAACAAACGGAAGGACAUCUUCAGUCAAAUACUAUUUUGCUAAAUGGAAGCAAUGCAACCCACCUUCGUUUUAUCAUCACGUCGGGAUAUGAUCACUUUGUCUCAGUUCACAGAGUCAGUGUGCAAACCACACACACUUGAUUGUUAUGAAUUAAAGCCCUGUGUGUAUGUAUA